ACGAGUCCUCGGGAGCCGCUGCACCCGCUCGCUCUCUCCCACUGCUGCUCAGGAGGGAAGGCUGGAGAGGCUUUGCUCCAAAGGAUAUUUGCUGGAUGUUGCUGUGAGUGGGGGAAAGACAGAAGAAAACCUUCAGAAUGGAGGAAGAAGAAUACGAGGAAGUUGUGGAGUACUACAUUGAGGAGACAGUUGUUGAGGAGGGUGAGCCACAUGAGGUGGUCACUGAGAUCACUGAGACUGUCAGCACAGAGUUCACAGGUCCUGAAACUACCACAACCACCUACACUGUCGAGGAGGACAAACCUUCUGGGGAGGAUGCAGCACCUCCAGCCAGGAAAAAGACAAUCCGGACAAAAGUGGACCCAUCCAAGUUUUUGACGCCUUACCUGGAACACAGCAACAAAAUGAAGGACCUAUUCAGUGAGAACAAGUACAAAGAAAAAUUCAGAAAAGAGAAAGGAAAGCCUUAUGCUUCCACAGUUGAUACCCCAGAAAUUCGGAGGAUCAAGAAAGUGCAGGACCAGCUCAGUGAGGUUAAAUACCGCAUGGCUGGGGAGAUUGCCAGGACUAUUUGCCACGUGGAUGAAAAGGCCAUGGAUAUAGAACAUGCCAAGAAAGUGUCCCAGCAAGUGAGCAAGGUAUUAUAUAAACAGAACUGGGAGGAGAAUAAGGACAAGUACCUGCUGCCCCCUGAUGCUCCAGAGCUUGUGAAUGCAAUAAAAAACACAGCAAUGUUCAGCAAGAAACUCUACACUGAGGAGUGGGAAGGAGACAAAACUCUGUUUUAUCCCUACAACGACAGCCCAGAGCUCAGGAGGGUGGCCCAGGCACAGAAGGCUCUGAGUGAUAUUGUCUACAAAAAAGGGCACGACGAGCAGAAAGCCAAAUUUACCUCCCUGCCAGAUCCCCCUGAUGUGGAACUGGCCAAGAAGGUGACGAGGCAGCUGAGCAAUAUUAAUUACCAUGAGGACUAUAAAAACAAAGUCAAAGGCAAGUGGAGUCAAACUCCGUGCUAUGACGUGGCCAUUGCAAAAAUGAAUGCAGAAAACCUAAGUAUGAGAAAGUACCAGGAAGACUUUGAAAACAUGAAAGACCAAAUCUACUUCAUGCAGACUGAAACCCCCGAGUAUGAAGCCAAUAAGAGAGCUUCAGAGAACGUCAGUAAGGUAAAAUACAGAGCAGACUAUGAGAAGAAGAAAGCUAUUGCAGAUUAUAACGUGCUUCCUGCUACAGAGAACCCAUUGCUGAAGCAAUUAAAAGCUGCAGGCAAUAUUCUCAGUGAUAAAUUAUACAAAGAAGCCUAUGAACAGUCAAAAGGCAACAAGAUGAAUUACUGUGACACCCCCAAGUUCCAGACCGAUGCCGCUCUGAAGAAUUUCAGCGACGUGAAAUACAAGGAGGCCUAUCAAAAGAAUAUUUUGGGGCACUAUUUGGGCAGCUUUGAGGACCCACAUCACACGCACUGCAUGCAAGUCGAAGCUAUGAAGAGCGAUAAAAACUACAAAGCAGAUUAUGAGGAGGAAAAGACAAAAUGCUACUUCCCCCAGACCAUAACUCAAGAGUAUGAAGCGAUUAAGAAGUUGGAGCAAUGCAAAGACCACACCUACAAAAAGCAUCCUGAUCAAAUCAAAUUCACUGCAGUCACUGACUCUCCAGUACAGAAGCAAGCAGAGAUCAACAGCAAACAGCUGAGUGAUAUACUGUAUAAAUCCAAAGGUGAAGAAAUAAUCCACAAGUACCACCUCCCUCCUGAUGUGCCCCAUUUCAUCCAGGCCAGAGUUAAUGCCUACAACAUCAGUGAUGCUAACUACAAAGCAGACUGGAAGAAAACCCUUGCCAAAGGAUAUGACCUGAAACCUGAUGCCAUUCCCAUUAUUGCAGCUAAAGCCUCUCGGAAUAUUGCAAGUGAUUACAAGUACAAGGAGUCCUACGAGAAGGACAAAGGCAAACAGGUCGGGUACCGCAGCCUCCAGGACGAUCCCAAACUUGUUCAUUACAUGAACGUGGCCAAAAUCCAGUCGGACCGUGAGUACAAGAAGGACUAUGAGGUCACCAAGACCAAAUAUCACACUCCCCUGGACAUGUUCAGUGUGACAGCAGCCAAGAAGGCCCAGGAAGUGGUUACAAACAUGGGCUAUAAGCAGCCAAUCCACAAUUACACCCUCCUGCCCGAUGCUGUCAACCUGGAGCUCUCAAGGAACGCGAUGCAGCUUCAGAGUGAUAAUUUGUACAAAUCUGACUUCAAUAACUGGUUGAGAGGAGUUGGCUGGGUACCAAUCCAGUCCCUGGAGGUAGAAAAGGCCAAAAAAGCCUCAGAGAUCCUCAGUGAGAAGAAGUACAGGCAACACCCUGACCAGCUGAAGUUCUCCAUCCCCACGGAUGCCAUGGAGCAAGUGCUUGCCAAGCAAAAUGCCAAGACCAUGAACAAGAGGCUCUACACAGAUAAAUGGAACAAAGAGAAGACCACCAUCCAUGUUAUGCCAGAUACCCCAGAAAUCCUGCAGUGUAAAGUGAACCAGCUCACAAUGAGUGAUAAACUCUACAGAGCUGGGUGGGAGGAGGACAAGAAGAAGGGCUAUGACCUGCAGCCUGAUGCCAUCCCGAUCAAAGCGGCCAAAGCCUCCCGGGACAUCGCCAGCGAUUACAAGUACAAACUGGCCUACGAGAAAGCCAAGGGGAAGCACAUCGGGUUCCGCAGCCUCGAGGACGACCCCAAGCUGGUGCACUUCAUGCAGGUGGCCAAGAUGCAGUCGGAUCGGGAAUACAAGAAGGAUUAUGAGAAGGCCAAGACCAGUUUCCAAACCCCAGUGGACAUGGUCAGUGUGGUGGCAGCCAAGAAAGCCCAGGAAGUGGCUACAAAUGCCAACUACAAAAACCUGAUCCACACCUACAACGUCCUGCCCGAUGCCAUGAGCAUCGAGUUGGCCAAAAACAUGAUGCAGCUGCAAAGUGAUAAUCAAUACAAAGCAGAUUACGAUGAAACCAUGAAGGGGGUUGGGUGGCUCCCACUGGGCUCCCUGGAAGCUGAGAAGAACAAAAAAGCCAUGGAGAUUGUCAGUGAGAAGAAAUAUCGGCAGCACCCGGACAAGCUGAAAUAUUCUGUUCCCAUGGACUCCAUGAACAUGGUCUUGGCUUUAAAUAAUGCCAAAAUCAUGGAUGAGCACAAGUACAGACAAGCCUGGGAAGAAGACAAAAAGAAAAUUCACAUCACCCCAGAUAUUCCUCAGAUUGUUCUGGCAAAAGCAAAUGCAUUUAACAUAAGUGAAAAAAUGUACAGAUCUUCAUUUGAAGAAUCCAGGAAGAAAGGAUACGACCUCAGAGUUGAUGCCAUCCCUAUCAAAGCUGCCAAAGCUUCCAGGGAAAUUGCCAGUGAUUACAAAUACAAAUUAGGUUAUGAAAAAGACAAGGGCAAGCUCGUGGGCUUCCGCAGCCUCCAGGAUGAUCCGCUGCUUGUCCAUUACAUGCAAGUGGCCAAGAUGCAGUCGGACAGGGAGUACAAGAAGGCCUAUGAGAUGGGCAAGACCCACUACCAGACUCCCAGCGAUGCCCUCAGCGUGGUGGCAGCCAAGGAGGCCCAAGGCCGUGUGACCAACACCAACUACAAGCGCCUGAUCCACCAGUACAUGCUCCUGCCAGAUGCCAUGAGCCUGGAACUCUACAGAAACAUGAACCAGAUACAGAGUGAUAAUGAGUACAAGCAGGAUUACAAGGAGUGGUUCAGGGGCAUUGGGUGGAGUCCUAUUGGUUCCCUGGAUGUGGAGAAAUCCAAGAAAGCCACGGAGAUUGCGAGCGAUCAGAAGUACCGCCAGCACCCCAGCCAGUUCUCCUUCACCAAACCCAGUGAUGCCAUGGACUUGGCCCUUGCAAAGCAGAAUGCAAAUAUCAUGAACAAACAUGCUUAUACUCAAGCCUGGGAGAAGGAUAAAACUCAGGUCCAUGUGAUGCCAGAUACACCAGAUAUUCUCCAGGCAAAACAGAACAAGACAAAUUACAGUCAGAAACUCUACAAGCUGGGCUGGCAGGAAAUGUUAAAGAAAGGCUAUGACCUCACACCUGAAGCCAUGUCAGUGAAAGCUGCCAAAGCUUCAAGGGACAUUGCAAGUGAUUUCAAGUACAAGGAAGGUUACCGCAAGCAGCAGGGACACCACAUCGGGUUCCGCAGCCUGCAGGAUGAUCCCAAGAUGUUGUGGUCUAUGCAAGUAGCUAAAAUGCAGAGUGACAGGGAGUACAAGAAAGAUUUUGAGAAGUGGAAGACCAAGUUUAACAUGCCUGUGGAUAUGUUAGGCUUCCUUCUGGCUAAGAAGUGUCAGGAGCUGGUCAGUGAUAUCGACUACAAACGGAUCCUGCACCGCUGGACUUGUCUGCCAGACCAGGUUGAUGUCACCGAGGCCAAGAGGGUCAAUGAACUGCAGAGUGAUAAUUUGUAUAAGUCAGAUCUACAAUGGCUCAGGGGCAUUGGAUGGAGUCCUCUGGGAUCUCUGGAAGCUGAGAAGAACAAGAAAGCUUCUGAAAUCCUGAGUGAGAAGAAGUACAGGCAGCACCCAGACACCAUCAAGUUCACAAGUAUCCCAGAUGCCAUGGAUGUCGUUUUGGCCAAGUCUAAUGCCAAAAAUAGAAGUGAUAUCCUCUACAAAGAAGCUUGGAACAAGGACAAGACUCAGAUUCACAUCAUGCCUGAUACUCCUGAAAUUUUGCUGGCUAAGUCAAACUUGAUUAACACAAGUGAUAAACGUUACAAGGUGGGAUAUGAAGAGCUGAAGAAAAAGGGCUAUGACCUUCCUCCUGAUGCCAUCCCUCUCCAGGCAGCAAAGGCAUCCAGGGACAUUGCCAGUGAGUACAAAUACAAAACUGCCUACAGAAAGCAGCUGGGCCACCACAUCGGGGCCCGCAACAUCGAGGACGACCCCAAGAUGGUGUGGUCGAUGCACGUGGCCAAGAUCCAGAGUGACAGGGAGUACAAGAAGGACUUUGAGAAGUCCAAGACAAACUUCAGCAGCCCUGUGGACAUGCUGGGGAUCGUGUUGGCCAAGAAGUGCCAGGAGCUGGUGAGCGACGCCGAUUACCGGCACCCCCUGCACCGCUGGACCUGCCUGCCCGACCAGAACGACGUCGUCCAUGCCAAGACAGUGUACGACCUGCAGAGUGAUAAUGUCUACAAGUCCGACCUGCAGUGGCUGAAGGGCAUUGGCUGGUCCCCAAUUGGAUCUCUGGACGUGGAGAAGAACAAGAGGGCGAGCGAGAUCCUGAGUGACAAGAAGUAUCGUCAGCACCCGGGCACCAUCAAAUUCACGAGCCUUCCUGACUCCAUGCCCAUGGUUCUGGCCAAGCACAACUCUCAAAUCAUGGAUCAACGCUCGUACACGUCAGCCUGGGAGAAGGACAAGACGAAGAUUCACAUCAUGCCGGACACGCCUGGGAUCCUGCUGGCCCAGCAGAACAAAGUGAACUUCAGCGAGAAACUGUACAAGCUGGCGAUGGAGGAGGAGAAGAAGAAGGGCUACGACCUGCGGGCAGAUGCCAUUCCCAUCAAGUCUGCCAAAGCUUCCCGGGACAUCGCCAGUGAUUACAAGUACAAGGAAGGGUAUCGGAAGCAGCUGGGCCACCACAUCGGGGCCCGCAACAUUGAGGACGACCCCAAGAUGGUGUGGUCAAUGCACGUGGCCAAGAUCCAGAGUGACAGGGAGUACAAGAAAGCCUUUGAGAAGUCCAAGACAAACUUCAGCAGCCCCGUGGACAUGCUGGGGAUCGUGUUGGCCAAGAAGUGCCAGGAGCUGGUGAGCGACGCCGAUUACCGGCACCCCCUGCACCGCUGGACCUGCCUGCCCGACCAGAACGACGUCGUCCAUGCCAAGACAGUGUAUGACCUGCAGAGUGAUAACGUGUACAAGUCCGACCUGCAGUGGCUGAAGGGCAUUGGCUGGUCCCCAAUUGGAUCUCUGGAUGCAGAGAAGAACAAGAGGGCGAGCGAGAUCCUGAGUGACAAGAAGUAUCGUCAGCACCCGGGCACCAUCAAAUUCACGAGCCUUCCUGACUCCAUGCCCAUGGUUCUGGCCAAGCACAACUCUCAAAUCAUGGACCAACGCUCGUACACGUCAGCCUGGGAGAAGGACAAGACGAAGAUUCACAUCAUGCCGGACACGCCUGGGAUCCUGCUGGCCCAGCAGAACAAAGUGAACUUCAGUGAGAAACUGUACAAGCUGGCGAUGGAGGAGGAGAAGAAGAAGGGCUACGACCUGCGGGCAGAUGCCAUUCCCAUCAAGUCUGCCAAAGCUUCCCGGGACAUCGCCAGUGAUUACAAGUACAAGGAAGGGUAUCGGAAGCAGCUGGGCCACCACAUCGGGGCCCGCAACAUCGAGGACGACCCCAAGAUGGUGUGGUCGAUGCACGUGGCCAAGAUCCAGAGUGACAGGGAGUACAAGAAAGCCUUUGAGAAGUCCAAGACAAACUUCAGCAGCCCCGUGGACAUGCUGGGGAUCGUGUUGGCCAAGAAGUGCCAGGAGCUGGUGAGCGACGCCGAUUACCGGCACCCCCUGCACCGCUGGACCUGCCUGCCCGACCAGAACGACGUCGUCCAUGCCAAGACAGUGUAUGACCUGCAGAGUGAUAACGUGUACAAGUCCGACCUGCAGUGGCUGAAGGGCAUUGGCUGGUCCCCAAUUGGAUCUCUGGAUGCAGAGAAGAACAAGAGGGCGAGCGAGAUCCUGAGUGACAAGAAGUAUCGUCAGCACCCGGGCACCAUCAAAUUCACGAGCCUUCCUGACUCCAUGCCCAUGGUUCUGGCCAAGCACAACUCUCAAAUCAUGGACCAACGCUCGUACACGUCAGCCUGGGAGAAGGACAAGACGAAGAUUCACAUCAUGCCGGACACGCCUGGGAUCCUGCUGGCCCAGCAGAACAAAGUGAACUUCAGCGAGAAACUGUACAAGCUGGCGAUGGAGGAGGAGAAGAAGAAGGGCUACGACCUGCGGGCAGAUGCCAUUCCCAUCAAGUCUGCCAAAGCUUCCCGGGACAUUGCCAGUGAUUACAAGUACAAGGAAGGGUAUCGGAAGCAGCUGGGCCACCACAUCGGGGCCCGCAACAUCGAGGACGACCCCAAGAUGGUGUGGUCGAUGCACGUGGCCAAGAUCCAGAGUGACAGGGAGUACAAGAAAGCCUUUGAGAAGUCCAAGACAAACUUCAGCAGCCCCGUGGACAUGCUGGGGAUCGUGUUGGCCAAGAAGUGCCAGGAGCUGGUGAGCGACGCCGAUUACCGGCACCCCCUGCACCGCUGGACCUGCCUGCCCGACCAGAACGACGUCGUCCAUGCCAAGACAGUGUAUGACCUGCAGAGUGAUAACGUGUACAAGUCCGACCUGCAGUGGCUGAAGGGCAUUGGCUGGUCCCCAAUUGGAUCUCUGGAUGCAGAGAAGAACAAGAGGGCGAGCGAGAUCCUGAGUGACAAGAAGUAUCGUCAGCACCCGGGCACCAUCAAAUUCACGAGCCUUCCUGACUCCAUGCCCAUGGUUCUGGCCAAGCACAACUCUCAAAUCAUGGACCAGCGCUCGUACACGUCAGCCUGGGAGAAGGACAAGACGAAGAUUCACAUCAUGCCGGACACGCCUGGGAUCCUGCUGGCCCAGCAGAACAAAGUGAACUUCAGCGAGAAACUGUACAAGCUGGCGAUGGAGGAGGAGAAGAAGAAGGGCUACGACCUGCGGGCAGAUGCCAUUCCCAUCAAGUCUGCCAAAGCUUCCCGGGACAUUGCCAGUGAUUACAAGUACAAGGAAGGGUAUCGGAAGCAGCUGGGCCACCACAUCGGGGCCCGCAACAUCGAGGACGACCCCAAGAUGGUGUGGUCGAUGCACGUGGCCAAGAUCCAGAGUGACAGGGAGUACAAGAAGGACUUUGAGAAGACCAAGACACACUUCAGCAGCCCUGUGGACAUGCUGGGGAUCGUGUUGGCCAAGAAGUGCCAGGGGUUGGUCAGUGAUGCUGAUUACCGGCACUACCUGCACCAGUGGAUCUGCCUGCCCGACCAGAACGACGUGAUCCAUGCCAGGGAAGCCUAUGACCUGCAGAGUGAUAACGUGUACAAGUCUGACCUGCAAUGGCUGCGGGGCAUUGGUUGGGUGCCCAUUGGUUCCUUGGAAGUGGAGAAGGCCAAGAAGGCUGGGGAGAUCCUGAGUGACAAAAUCUACCGUCAGCACCCGGACACCAUCAAGUUCACCAGCAUCCCAGACUCCCUGCCGAUGGUGUUGGCCAAGCAGAACGCGGACACCAUGAACAAGCGUUUGUACACUGAGGCCUGGGAUAAAGACAAGACACAAAUCCACAUAAUGCCUGACACUCCUGAAAUCACACUGGCAAGAGAGAACAAGAAAAACUACAGCCAGAAACAAUACAGGCAGGCCAUGGAAGAUUCAAAGAAGAAAGGCUACGAUUUGAGAAUUGAUGCCAUCCCCAUUCAAGCGGCCAAGGCAUCCAGGCAAAUUGCCAGUGAUUACAAGUACAAGGAAGGGUAUCGGAAGCAGCUGGGCCACCACAUCGGGGCCCGCAACAUCGAGGACGACCCCAAGAUGAUGUGGUCGAUGCACGUGGCCAAGAUCCAGAGUGACAGGGAGUACAAGAAGGACUUUGAGAAGUCCAAGACAAACUUCAGCAGCCCCGUGGACAUGCUGGGGAUCGUGUUGGCCAAGAAGUGCCAGGGGCUGGUCAGUGAUGCCGAUUACCGGCACUACCUGCACCAGUGGAUCUGCCUGCCCGACCAGAACGACGUGAUCCACGCCAGGGAAGCCUAUGACCUGCAGAGUGAUGCUGUUUACAAAUCAGACCUGCAGUGGCUGCGGGGCAUUGGUUGGGUGCCCAUUGGUUCCCUGGAAGUGGAGAAGGCCAAGAGGGCGGGGGAGAUCCUGAGUGACAAAAUCUACCGUCAGCACCCGGACACCAUCAAGUUCACCAGCGUCCCAGACUCCCUGCCGAUGGUGUUGGCCAAGCAGAACGCGGACACCAUGAACAAGCGUUUAUACACUGAAGCCUGGGAUAAAGACAAGACCUCGAUUCAUGUCAUGCCUGACACCCCAGAAAUCCUGCUGGCCAAACAAAACCGAGUGAACUACAGUGAGAAAAUGUACAAACUGGCCUUGGAGGAAUCGAAGAAGAAGGGCUAUGAUCUGCGUUUUGAUGCCAUUCCCAUUCAAUCUGCCAAAGCCUCCAGAGAGAUUGCCAGUGAUUACAAGUACAAGGAAGGGUAUCGGAAGCAGCUGGGCCACCACAUCGGGGCCCGCAACAUCGAGGACGACCCCAAGAUGAUGUGGUCGAUGCACGUGGCCAAGAUCCAGAGUGACAGGGAGUACAAGAAGGACUUUGAGAAGACCAAGACAAACUUCAGCAGCCCUGUGGACAUGCUGGGGAUCGUGUUGGCCAAGAAGUGCCAGGGGUUGGUCAGUGAUGCCGAUUACCGGCACUACCUGCACCAGUGGAUCUGCCUGCCCGACCAGAACGACGUGAUCCACGCCAGGGAAGCCUAUGACCUGCAGAGUGAUGCUGUUUACAAAUCAGACCUGCAGUGGCUGCGUGGCAUUGGUUGGGUGCCCAUUGGUUCCUUGGAAGUGGAGAAGGCCAAGAGGGCGGGGGAGAUCCUGAGUGACAAAAUCUACCGUCAGCACCCGGACACCAUCAAGUUCACCAGCAUCCCAGACUCCCUGCCGAUGGUGUUGGCCAAGCAGAACGCGGACACCAUGAACAAGCGUUUAUACACUGAAGCCUGGGAUAAAGACAAGACCUCGAUUCAUGUCAUGCCUGACACCCCAGAAAUCCUGCUGGCCAAACAAAACCGAGUGAACUACAGUGAGAAAAUGUAUAAAUUGGCCUUGGAGGAAUCGAAGAAGAAGGGCUAUGAUCUGCGUUUUGAUGCCAUUCCCAUUCAAUCUGCCAAAGCAUCCAGAGAGAUUGCCAGUGAUUACAAGUACAAGGAAGGGUAUCGGAAGCAGCUGGGCCACCACAUCGGGGCCCGCAACAUCGAGGACGACCCCAAGAUGGUGUGGUCGAUGCACGUGGCCAAGAUCCAGAGUGACAGGGAGUACAAGAAGGACUUUGAGAAGACCAAGACACACUUCAGCAGCCCUGUGGACAUGCUGGGAGUGGUGUUGGCCAAGAAAUGCCAAGUGUUGGUGAGCGACAUCGACUACCGGCACUACCUGCACCAGUGGAUCUGCCUGCCCGACCAGAACGACGUGAUCCACGCCAGGGAAGCCUAUGACCUGCAGAGUGAUGCUGUUUACAAAUCAGACCUGCAAUGGCUACGAGGUAUUGGAUGGGUUCCUAUUGGUUCCUUGGAAGUGGAGAAAGCCAAGAGAGCUGGAGAAAUCCUGAGUGACAGGAAGUACCGUCAACCUGCAGACAAAAUCAAAUUUACCAGUGUGACAGACUCCUUGCCCAUGGUCUUAGCCAAGCAAAAUGCUGAGAUAAUGAACAAGCGUUUGUACACAGAAGCCUGGGAUGCAGACAAAAAAACCAUCCAUGUCAUGCCUGACACACCAGAUAUUCUGUUAGCCAGGGCCAACGCAGCCAACGUCAGCAAGAAACUUUAUGUACAAGCCUGGGAAGAGGCCAAGAAGAAGGGCUAUGACAUGAGAGCAGAUGCAAUUCCAAUCCAAAGUGCCAAGGCAUCGAGAGAUAUCGCGAGUGAUUACAAAUACAAACAAGCCCAUGAGAAGCAGAAGGGGCACUACAUCGGGCUCCCCAGUGCCAAGGACGACCCCAAGCUGGCGCUGGCCGCGCGGGCCAUGGCGCUGCAGAACGACCGCCUCUACAAGAAGGGCUACAACGAUUCCAAGACCCAGAUCCACAUUCCCGUGGAUGCCCUGUCAGUGCAGGCAGCCAAGGAGUGCCAGACCCUGGUCAGUGACAUUGACUACAAGCAGUACCUGCACCAGUGGACGUGUCUUCCUGACCAGAACGACGUGAUCCACGCGCGGCAGGCCUACGACCUGCAGAGCGACCACGUGUACAAGUCUGACCUGGAAUGGUUGAGAGGCAUUGGCUGGCUCACAGAAGGGUCUGUGGAUGUGGUGAAAGCCAAGAAGGCCCAGGAGCUCCUCAAUGACCGGUUGUACCGCACGCGGCCCGAGCAGCUCAAGUUCACCAGCAUCACUGACUCCCCUGACAUUGUCCUGGCCAAGACCAACGCCAUGCAGCUCAGUGAUCGUCUGUAUCGUGAGGCCUGGGAUAAAGACAAGACACAGAUCUCUCUACCUUCUGACACUCCUGUAAUGCUGCAGUCCAAAGUCAACGCUCUCAACAUCAGCAAUAAACAUUAUCAGAAGGCCUGGGAUGAGGCCAAGGCAAAGAGCUAUGACCUAAGAGCUGAUGCCAUUCCCAUCAAACAAGCCAAGGCCUCCAGGGACAUUUGCAGUGAGUACAAGUACAAAGAGACCCACGAGAAGCAGAAGGGGCACUACAUCGGGCUCCCCAGUGCCAAGGACGACCCCAAGCUGGCGCUGGCCGCGCGGGCCAUGGCGCUGCAGAACGACCGCCUCUACAAGAAGGGCUACAACGAUUCCAAGACCCAGAUCCACAUUCCCGUGGAUGCCCUGUCAGUGCAGGCAGCCAAGGAGUGCCAGACCCUGGUCAGUGACAUUGACUACAAGCAGUACCUGCACCAGUGGACGUGUCUUCCUGACCAGAACGACGUGAUCCACGCGCGGCAGGCCUACGACCUGCAGAGCGACGCUGUGUAUAAGGCAGACCUGGAGUGGCUCCGUGGCAUUGGCUGGUUGCCCAACGAGUCUCCAGAGAUUAAGAGAGUGAAGAAUGCCCAGGAUCUCCUGAGUGACAACGUGUACCGGACACCCAUCGACAGCGUCAAGUUCACCAGUGUGGUGGAUUCCCCAGACAUUGUCCUUGCUAAAACAAACGCUGAACAGCUCAGCAUCCCAAAAUACAAAGAAGCCUGGGAAAAGGACAAGACCAUGAUCCAUAUUAUGCCAGACACACCUGAAAUCAACCUAGCCAAGGCUAAUGCUGUUAAUUAUAGCCAGAAAAUGUAUAAAGGAGCUUGGGAUGAGUUGAAGUCGAGCUACGAUUUGAGAGCGGACGCAAUCCCCAUCAAGACAGCCAAGGCUUCCAGAGAGAUUGCCAGUGAUUACAAAUACAAACUGGAGCACGAGAAGCAGAAGGGACAUUACGUCGGAGUUCCGAACGCCAAAGGAGACUCGAAAAUCCAGUUUGCCCUUGAUGUAGCCAAAGUUCAGAGCGAACGAGAGUACAAGAAGUACUUUGCCAAGUUGAGGACCCAGUGCCACCUCCCAGUGGACAUGAUGUCCAUCGUGGCAGCCAAGCACGGGCAGACUCUGGUCAGCGACGCCGAUUACCGGACGUACCUGCACCAGUGGAUCUGCCUCCCAGACCAGAACGAUGUCAUCCAUGCCAGGCAGGCCUACGACCUCCAGAGUGAUGCUGUUUAUAAAGCUGAUUUGGAAUGGCUGCGGGGCAUUGGAUGGCUGCCAAAUGAUUCCCUUGAAGUCAAGCACGUCAAAUAUGCUGGAGAUCUCUUGAGUGAGAAAAAGUACCGCACAAAGGCUGAAACUCUUCCCUUCACUGCGGUGGCCGACAGGGUUGAUUAUGUCACAGCGAAGAACAGUGGGGAGAUUCUCAGUGAUAUUAAAUACCACAAAGCCUGGAAUGAGGCCAAGUCCAAUUAUACCCUGACAGAUACACCACAGCUGGAUAUGGCCCGGGAGGCAGCCAGGAUUCUAAAUCAGAGUUUAUAUAAGGAAAGUUGGGAGAAAGAAAAAGCCACUGGGUACCUGUUACCUCCUGACACGAUGCAGAUCUCUCAUGCCAAGCACUCGAGCGAUGUCCAGAGUGAGCUGAAAUACAAAGCUGAGUAUGUGAAGCAGAGAGGUCACUACGUUGGCGUUGCCAAGAUGAGGGAUGACCCCAAGCUGGUGUGGUACGAGCACGCGGGCGAGAUCCAGAACGACCGCCUGUACAAAUCCGACUACAACAAAACCAAGUCCAAAAUCCACAUCCCUGCGGAUGCCAUGGCAGUUGUGGCAGCAAAGGAAGGUCAGAACUUGGUCAGUGAUGUUGACUAUCGCCAACACCUGCACCAGUGGACGUGUCUUCCUGACCAGAACGACGUCAUCCACGCACGGCAGGCCUACGACCUGCAGAGCGAUAACGUUUACAAAUCCGACUUGGAAUGGCUCCGUGGCAUUGGUUGGAUCCCUCUGGAUUCGGUGGAGCACAAGAAAGUUAAGACUGCCCAAGAACUAAUAAAUAAGAGAUCAUACACCAAAGAAGCCCUGGAUAACUUUUCCAAAUACACCAGUGUGGUUGACACUCCCGACAUCGUGUUGGCGAAGAUGAACUCUGUCAACCAGAGUGAUCUAAAAUACAAAGAAACCUUUAACCUUGAGAAAGGCCAAUACAUCGGGUCUAACGAUACUCCUGCGCUGCACCACGCCAAGGACAUGUCCUUACUCCACAGUGAGAAACUUUAUAAAAAGGCUUGGGAGCUCAGCAAGCCCAUUGGAUACACUCUGGAUGAGAAGUACGUGCCUCUCGUUGGAGCCAAACACGCCAACGAUAUCAACAGUGAGCGCAAAUAUAAGGAAAUAUAUGAGAAACUGAAAGGCCACUACCUGGCUGGGAAGGAAAUUGGGGAUUUCCCCGCUGUCGUUCACUCGCUGGAAUUCCAGAAAAUGAGGAGCGCGUUGGCCUACAGAAAGAAUUAUGAAGACACCAAGAAAAAUGUCCAUAUUCCAAGUGACAUGAUGAACCAUGUGCUGGCCAAGAAGUGCCAGCAGAUCCUCAGUGACCUGGAAUACCGGAGUUACUUCCAUCAGUGGAAUUGUUCCCCUGAAGAAAAUGAUGUUAUUCAUGCCAGAAGAGCCCAGGAGAUUCUGAGUGAUGCAGUGUAUAAAGAUGACUUGAACUGGCUGAAGGGAAUUGGAUGUUAUGUCUGGGAUACUCCAGAAAUCAUACAGGCUAAGAAGUCCUAUGACCUCCAGAGUCAAAUAAAAUACACAUCUGCAGGAAAGGAGAACUUCCAGAACUUCAGUGUGGUCACAGACACCCCUGUCUAUGUGACUGCUCUGCAGAGUGCUUUCAACGCCAGCGACGUGAAAUACAAGGAAGAAUUCCAUAAAACUAAGGACAAGUACACGCCUGUGGCUGAAACAGUGGAGUCUGAAAGAGUUCAGAAUUUGAAACAUCUUUAUAGCAAUAAUCUCUACAGGAAAGCCUGGGACAAAGUGAAAGCCACUGGAUAUGCCAUACCCUCGGAUUCCGUAGCCCUGGCACGUGCCAAGGAGCUGAAGCACAAUGCCAGCAUUGUCAAAUACCGUGAGGAAUAUGAGAAGUUCAAAGCACUGUACACGAUCCCCAAGGGGGUGGAGGAUGAUCCCAACACGGAACGGUGCCUCAGAGUCGGGAAGCUCAACAUUGAUAGACUGUACAAAGAGGCCUAUGAGAAGACUAAAGCCAAGGUGCACAUCGUCCCAGACAUGAUGGACAUCAUUGCUGCCAAGGAUGCUCAGAAGAAGAUCAGCGAGGUCGAGUACCGCACCCACCUCCACGACUGGAUGUGCCUCCCAGACCUGCAGGUCAACACCCACGUCCGCAUGGUCACCGACCAAGUCAGCGAUGUGAUCUACAAGGAUGAUCUGAACUGGCUGAAAGGCAUUGGCUGCUUUGUUUGGGACACCCCAGAAAUCCUCCAUGCCAAGCAGGCCUAUGAUCUCCGCAGUGAUAUUAAGUACAAAUCUAAGGCAGAAAAGAUGAAGAAGGACUUCACUGUGGUCACAGACACCCCUGUCUAUGUCCAGAAUGUCCUCAGUGCCUUGAAUUUAAGUGAAGCUGUGUAUCGUGGUGAUUAUGUGAAGAAUAUUAAAGGCAAAAUGAUUUCUACUGAUAAAACCAUCGAUUUGGAGCGGGCAUAUAAUGCAAACAAGAUACAGAGUGAGAAUUUGUAUCGCUGGGCUGGUGUGAAUGCUCUGCCCACUGGAUACAGCCUUCCCACAGAUACUCCCAACUUCCAGCAUGCAAAACAUGUCCAGCACAUUGGCAGUGAUCUGAAAUAUAAAGAAGCCUAUGAACACAUGAAAGCCAAAGGUUAUACUCUGGGGCCUAAAGAUGUUGGCUUUGAAACUGCAAGGAAAGUGAAUCAAGUCAUUAAUGAGAGGCUCUACAGGGCAACGUACCACAAGACCAAGGACAAGAUCCACACCACUCCAGACACCCCCGAAAUCCGGCAAGUCCGAGCCACCCAGGAAGCUGUCAGUGAUCUGAUCUACAAGUCAGAUUUCUUCAAGAUGCAGGGCCACCUGAUCUCCCUGCCUUACACCCCCCACGUGCUGCACUGUCGCUACGUUGGGGACAUCACAAGUGACAAUAAAUACAAGGAGGACCUGAGGUGGUUGAAGGGCCUGGGUUGUUUCCUGUAUGACACUCCUGACAUGGUCCGUGCUCGUGAGCUCAAAAAGCUUUGGUCUAAUUACAUAUACACUGGUGCUGCAAAGAAGAUGUGGUCCAAAUUCAACGUGGUGUUGGAUACUCCUGGAUACAGAGCAGUUCAGGAGCUAAAAACCCAUUUGAGUGAACUGGUUUACAGAGCUGCAGGCAACGAGGUGAAGACAAAAUACACUUCCAUCCUGGACACACCUGACUUGAUAAGAGCCAAGGAAGGACAAAAAAUACAGAGCCAGUACUUGUAUGUGGAACUUGCCACAAAAGAGAGGCCCCAUCAUCAUGCUGAUAAUCAGACUCAAGCCUUUACACAUGCCAGGCAAGUCAAGGACAUGAUCAGUGAGAAAAAGUACAAAACCCAGUAUGAGAAGAUGAAGCACAAAUACACCCCUGUCCCUGACACCCCAGUCCUGAUCAGAGCCAAGAGGGCCUAUCUGAAUGCCAGUGAUCUGCGCUACAAAGAGACCUUUGAGAACACCAAGGGCAAGUACCACACGGUGAAGGACGCCCUGGACAUCGUCUACCACCGCAAGGUCACCGAUGACAUCAGCACUAUCAAAUAUAAGGAGAAUUAUAAGAGCCAGCUGGGAAUCUGGAGAUCAAUCCCAGACCGUCCGGAGCAUUUCCAUCAUCGCCUGGUCACGGAUGCCAUCAGUGAUGUUAAAUACAAGGAAGACUUGGAAUGGCUCAAGGGCACCGGGUGUUAUGUGUGGGAUACUCCAGCUUUUGUCCUGGCAGAACAGAAUAAAGUGCUCUACAGUGGGUGCAAGUACAAGGAGUCGUUUGAGAAGACCAAGUCCCAGUUUAAGUACGUGGCUGACUCUCCAAGUAACGAGCAUUUUAGAUAUGCAACUCAGCUGAUGGAUGGGAAAAGCUAUAAAUCCUUUGCCAAGAUGCUCCUGCAACAUGGAUGUAAUGAAAUUCUGAGGCCAGAUAUGCUGACAGCUCUCUACAACACUUACUUGUGGAGCCAGAUUCAAUACAAAAAGGACUAUGAGAAGAAGAAAGACAAAUACACCACAGUUUUGGAUACCCCGGAGUACCUGAGGACCACCAAAGUCAACAAACAGAUCAGUGAUAUUAUUUACAAGCUGGAGUACAACAAAGCCAAGCCCAAGGGCUACACCACCAUCCAGGACACGCCCAUGUUGCUCCACGUGCGCAAGGUCAAGGACAGGAUCAGUGAUCUGAAAUACAAAGAAAUGUAUGAGAGGAGCAAAUCUCGCUGCAACGUCGUGGCAGAUUCGGUUCAUAUCAAGACUCCAAGACAUGCUUACAAGCUCAACAGCAACCUGGAUUAUAAGAAGAAAUAUGAAGCAGCCAAGGCUCACUGGCACCUGAUUGCUGACAGGCCUGACUUUGUGCAAGCAGCCAAGUCAUCUCUGCAGCAGAGUGAUUAUGAAUACAAACUGGACCGGGAAUUCCUGAAGGGGUGCAAAAUCUCUGUCACUGAUGAUAAAAACACAGUGUUGGCCUUAAAUAAUGCCAUUUUAGCCAGUGAUAUAAAAUACAAAGAGAAGCACAACAAAGCCCGGGGAACGUACCAUGUGGUCCCAGACACCCCUCAGAUCCUCCUGGCCAAGAACGUCAGCUCUCUUGUCUCCGAGAACAAGUACAAAGAGCACAGCAAGAAGCAGCUCCCCCACGGCUCUUUCACGACCCUGGCCGAGACGCGGGACACGGCGCACGUGAAGGAGGUGACCAAGAACGUCAGCGAGACAAACUAUAAGAAGAAGUUUGUGAAGGAGAAAGGCAAAUCUAAUUAUUCUGUCAUGCUGGAGCCUCCUGAAGUGAAACAUGCCAUGGAAGUUGCCAAAAACCAGAGUACAAUUGAAUACAAGAAGGAUGCCAAGUCAAAGCUCCACUACACACCAAUAGCAGAUCGACCAGAUAUUAAGAAAGCAACUCAGGCUGCCAAGUUAAUCAGUAAUAUUGAGUAUAAAAAGCGUGGAGCAGCUGGUGUGGGGGUGACCAUGCUGGGACGGCCAGACAUUGAACUGGCCAAGGAGGUGUCCAAGCUCACCAGCCAGGCUGAGUAUCUCAAACAACACAUGAGGGGCCACGGAGCUGCAUCCUAUGACACCCCCUGGAUGAGAACCUUUAAGAAAGCCAAUAUGCUCAGUAGCCAUGUGAAAUACAAGGAGAACUUUUCCAAAGAGUUGGGUAAGAAGCCAAAGUAUGACCUAAAGGAGGCCAAAAUCUACAAGACCAUGAAGGACGCCCACAACAUGGCCAGUGAGGUGAAGUACAAAGCUGACCUGAAGAAGCUCCACAAGCCCGUCACGGACAUGUCGCAGUCGCUGAUCAUGAACCACGUGCUGAGCACGAGCCAGCUCGCCAGCGCUUACCAGUACAAGAAGCAAUAUGAGAAGAGUAAGGGUCACUACCAUGUGGUGCCAGAUAAUCUUGAGCAGGUUCAUCUCAGGGAGGCAUCAGAACUCCAGAGCCACGUGAAAUACAGGGAGAAGUAUGAGAAGGAAAAAGGAAAACCCAUGUUGGACUUUGAGACUCCAACAUACCUCACAGCAAAGGAGUCCCAGCUCAUGCAGAGCGAGAAAGAAUAUAAGAAGGACUUUGAGGAGUCCAUGAAGGGCAGGAACCUGACUGGCCUGGAGGUCACACCAUCCCUGUUACAUGUCAAAUAUGCAACCAAAAUAGCCAGUGAGAAAGAGUACAAGAAGGAUCUGGAGGAAGGUGUUAAAGGGAAAGGACUGACAGCCCUGGAGGAGACUCCAGAGAUGUUGAGAGCCAAGAAUGCAACUCAGAUCCUCAAUGAGAAAGAGUACAAAAAAGCCUUGGAGUUGGAAAUCCGAGGGAAAGGCCUGACAGAGCUGGCUCUGGAGACCCCGGAUUUCGUGCGGGCCAAGAACGCCACGGACAUCGCCAGCCAGAUCAAAUACAAACAAUUGGCAGAAAUGGAGAAAGCCAACUACACCAGUGUUGUUGAUACUCCAGAGAUUAUUCAUGCCCACCAGGUCAAGAACCUUUCCAGCCAGAAAAAAUACAAGGAGGAGGCAGAGAAGAGCAUGUCACACUAUGUGCCUGUGGCAGACACCCCAGAAAUGCAGCGAGUCCGGGAGAACCAAAAGAACUUCAGCAUGCUCCAGUACCAGUCAGACCUUCAGAACAGCAAAGGAAAAGUCACAGUUGUCCAAGACACCCCGGAGAUGCUGCGGGUGAAAGAGAACCAGAAGAACUUCAGCUCGAUUUUGUAUAAAGAAGAUAUUGGAACUGGAACCACUAUUGAAAAGACACCAGAGAUGCAGAGAGUUAAACAAACCCAGGAUAAUAUCAGCUCGAUCAAGUACAAGGAGAGCAUUGGGAAGGGAACCCCCAUUCCAGACCUGCCGGAGGUGAAGCGCGUCAAGGAGACCCAGAAGCACAUCAGCUCGGUGUUGUACAAGGAGGAGCUGGGCACGGGCACCCCCACGCCCGUGACCCCCGAGAUAGAGCGAGUCAAACGCACGCAGGAGCACAUUAGCUCGGUGUUGUACAAGGAGGGUUUAGGGACGGGCACCGCGACCCCGGUGACGCCGGAGAUGGAGCGAGUGCGGCGUAACCAGGAGAACAUCAGCUCGGUGUUGUACAAGGAGGGGCUGGGGGUUGGCACCCCCGUUCCUGUCACCCCUGAGAUGGAGAGGGUCAAACGCAACCAGGAGAACUUUAGCUCGGUGUUGUACAAGGAGGAGCUGGGCACAGGAACCCCCACCCCUGUGACCCCCGAGAUCCAGAGGGUCAAACGCAACCAGGAAAACUUGAGCUCGGUGUUGUACAAGGAGGAGCUGGGCAUGGGAACCCCCACCCCUGUGACCCCCGAGAUCCAGAGGGUCAAACGCAACCAGGAAAACUUGAGCUCGGUUUUGUACCGGGAGGAGCUGGGAACAGGAACCCCCAUCCCGGUGCCUCCCGAGGUGGAGCGAGUCAAACGCACCCAGGAGCUCAUCAGCUCGGUGUUGUACAAAGAGAAUGUGGGGACGGGGACCCCCACCCCUGUCACCCCCGAGAUGGAGAGGGUCAAACGCAACCAGGAGAUCUGUAGCUCGGUGUUGUACAAGGAAAACAUAGGGAAAGCCACCCCCACCCCCGUCACCCCCGAGAUGGAGAGAGUCAAACGCAAUCAAGAGAUCAUUAGCUCGGUCCUGUACAAAGAAAACAUGGGCAAAGUGACGCCGACCCCCGUCACCCCCGAGAUGGAGCGAGUCAAACGCAACCAGGAGAUCAUCAGCUCGGUGUUGUACAAAGAGAACGUGGGGCAGGCGACCCCCACCCCCAUCACCCCCGAGAUGGAGAGAGUCAAACGCAAUCAAGAACAGAUUAGCUCGGUUGCCUACAGGGAAGGCUUAGGGAAGGCCACCCCCAGCCCGGUCACUCCGGAGAUGGAGCGAGUCAAGCGCAACCAGGAACAGAUCAGCUCGGUUUUGUACAAGGAGCACAUGGCAAAGGGAACUCCGACCCCUCUGACUCCGGAGAUGGAAAGAGCCAAACGGAACCAGGAGAACAUCAGCUCGGUUCUUUACUCCGACAGUUUCCGGAAGCAGGUCCAAGGAAAAGCCGCCUACGUCCUGGACACGCCGGAGAUGAGGAGAGUGAGGGAGACCCAGAAACACAUCUCCACAGUGAAGUACCACGAGGACUUUGAGAAGAGCAAAGGGAGCUUCACCCCCGUGGUCACCGACCCCAUCACAGAGAGGGUGAAGAAGAACAUGCAGGACUUCAGUGACAUCAGUUACAGGGGCAUCCAGAGGAGGGUGGUGGAGAUGGAGCGCAAACGGGUGGACCAGGACCAGGAGAACCUCACAGGUCUCCGUGUCUGGCGCACCAACCCCGGAUCCGUCUUUGACUACGACCCGGCCGAGGACAACAUCCAGUCCCGGAGCCUGCACAUGAUCUCAGUCCAGGCCCAGCGGCGCAGCCGGGAGCAUUCCCGCUCCGCCAGCGCCCUGAGCAUCAGCGGCGCCGGAGACGAGAAAUCCGAGCCCUCGGAGGGCACCGACCAGCGCCUGUCCUACUACAGCAACGGGGGCUUCUUCACCACCACCACCACAGUGGGCUACAAACAGGUGAAAACCAUCGAGCUGCCACAACAACGCUCGUCCUCGGUGGCCACCCAGCAAACCACGGUGUCCUCGGUCCCCUCCCACCCCUCCACUGCUGGGAAGACGUACCGGGCCAUGUACGAUUACACGGCGGCCGAUGCCGACGAGGUUUCCUUCAAGGACGGCGACACCAUCGUGAACGUCCAGGCCAUCGACGAGGGCUGGAUGUACGGCACAGUCCAGAGGACCGGCAAGACCGGGAUGCUCCCGGCAAACUACGUGGAGGCCGUGUAAGCACCCCCUGCCCCUGCCCAGAGGGGCAGAAAAGGGGGGUGACACCUCCCAAAGCGCCUCGGUGGCCGUGGCGAUGGCGCCUUGUGAGUAAAAGUAACUGCAGAGCAAAAUAUUCUUGAGACGUUAUUUCAAAACAUCUUUGAAAAGUCACCUGUAAAAGACUACUUUGCAUUUCUUCCAAUGCCAAAAAAACCCAACAAACCACCUUUUUUUAAACGUUGCCUGGAAUUCCCAACAUUUCAUCACACACCAUAAUAUGACACUACAACUGCAGUCCAGUAUCUUCAAAAUUUGAUACCAGUAUUAAGACUAAGACUCCCAAGCAUUACUUUAUUCAUUCUAUAAAAACUAUAGAAUUUUUUGGGGGCUAUGUGUUUAAAUCUGUUCACUUCCUUUCACAAAUAAGCAACAUCUAAGCUUAGUAUUUCAAACCAAUUUAUUUGGGGAGGGGAAAAAGAAACCCUCUCCUGCUUGCUGAGGUCUCAUGAAUGUGUUCUUCGUGCAACUGUUCUGGGGUCAAAAGCUGUUAUUUCUUGUAAAUUAGUGACUGAAUAAAGCUGAUGUUUCUGCAGUA
This is a messenger RNA of Pseudopipra pipra, 21354 nucleotides long. It is a transcript of the gene NEB, whose product is annotated as nebulin. Lineage: Eukaryota; Metazoa; Chordata; Aves; Passeriformes; Pipridae. The record is from RefSeq and is a predicted model, not a curated record. The transcript has 150 exons. The coding region runs from base 138 to 20780 and encodes 6880 amino acids. Gene Ontology annotation, cellular component: Z disc. Gene Ontology annotation, molecular function: actin filament binding. Gene Ontology annotation, biological process: cardiac muscle thin filament assembly.